AUGGCGACGCUGAGUCUCCAUGAGCAGCUGGCAGAGCACAUCGUCUGGCUUCUCGUGCAGUUCGUCGCCUUUUCGAUUCUGACCUUUGCUUUAUGGAGACGUCUCGGAAGGAAGUCGAGGAUAGCACUGGGAGAACACGAAUGGAUUCUGAUAACUGGUUGCGACUCCGGCAUUGGUUUCGCCUUAUCUGAUCGUCUCGCGCGGUCAGGCUACAAAGUCAUCGCGACGUGUCUGCAUCCCAGCGGUCCAAGUGCGCGAGCACUUAUUUCUCACGGCGUGGAAGUUUUCCGACUGGAUCUGAUGGAGAAAGAUUUAGAAGUUUUCGGGGGUGAGGUUGAAAAUUUCCUUAAGAAGAAUUCCGGGCGACUCCAUGCUCUGGUCAACAAUGCAGGGGUUUGUGUAAUGGGGGAAUUCGAUUGGCUCACAGAGCAACAGGUGGAUCUUGUUUUCAAGGUCAACCUAGGCUCGAUGCGAGUGAUUCGGCUACUGAUGGAUCGCAUUGUCGCCGACAGAUGCCGUAUAAUCAACGUGACGAGCGUCAACGGUAUAAUCGCCUAUCCCGGUCUGUCGGCUUACUGCGCGAGUAAAUCGGCUCUUGAAAGCUUCAGCGAUUCCCUCGCUAUGGAGCUUGAGAAAUUCGGCGUUCGAGUCAUAAAAGUGCGACCUGCGGAUUUCGCCAAGAUUACGUCGAUAAUGUCAGCCCAGGAUGAGCACACGGAGCGAAUGCGGCAGAACCUAUCGGAAAGCAAGAGGCUGCGCUACGGAAACUAUUUCGACGACUAUCAGCGAUUGACGAGUGAAAUGGCCGGCCAGCUGAGCAUGGAAAAUUUCGAUGGAAUUCUGAAGAUAUUCGAAGAUGCACUUUUCGAAGCGGAACCAAGGAUAGCUUAUAAUUCUGGACACCGCUUCUACAUUCUCGUCUGUCGACUCCUUUGCGUACUGCCUGAGUGUUGCCAGCGUUUCGUGGUGACAUGGGCUUUUCGAAAAGUUCUGCGAGAACAGAAUGUCGCCCUUCCGAAUGAAAUGCUCUGCCCACGUCGAUAA
Messenger RNA from Galendromus occidentalis (western predatory mite), 1044 nucleotides. Its product is annotated as retinol dehydrogenase 5-like. Lineage: Eukaryota; Metazoa; Arthropoda; Arachnida; Mesostigmata; Phytoseiidae. Gene Ontology annotation, biological process: steroid metabolic process. Gene Ontology annotation, cellular component: intracellular membrane-bounded organelle. The coding region runs from base 1 to 1044 and encodes 347 amino acids. Gene Ontology annotation, molecular function: oxidoreductase activity. The transcript is spliced from 2 exons. The record is from RefSeq and is a predicted model, not a curated record.